Molecule: messenger RNA, 339 nt
Organism: Soboliphyme baturini
Lineage: Eukaryota; Metazoa; Nematoda; Enoplea; Dioctophymatida; Soboliphymatidae
Source: the annotation of a GenBank genome assembly
AUGGACAGCGAGGCGCGAGGAGAGAAGCAACCAGUCCGUCCGUCCACAGCGGCGGUAAAAAUAACUUCGUUCGGAGGCGUGAUUGCCACAGAGCGGCGCAGCUGCCUGAAGAUCGAGCGGGACGCGGGCAAUUCCUGGAAAACGUUGCCUCCUCGUCAUCACCGGAAUGCGGAGCAGAGGCUCAGCGCGGUAGAGAGCUGCCAAUUCUUAGAAGAGUCGGCCGCCGACGUAUUUAAGCGAGGGAGCGUGAGCACUCACUUUUGCCAGUUGAUCGUCGUCGAGAGGCGCUUGUGUCUGGUCUUCUCUUGUCUGGUCUGGUCGGUAUCGGUAAAGAAGUAA